This is a messenger RNA of Cucurbita maxima (winter squash), 818 nucleotides long. RefSeq names its product CASP-like protein 2A1. NCBI's taxonomy places the organism in Eukaryota, Viridiplantae, Streptophyta, Magnoliopsida, Cucurbitales, Cucurbitaceae. The record is from RefSeq and is a predicted model, not a curated record. The transcript has 3 exons. Bases 60 to 671 code for a protein of 203 amino acids.
GCCUUAUAAUUGGACCAACCACAUUACAAACCCAAACCCUCACCUUCCAAUCUCUCCAUAUGGACGACAAAUACAGCACUAAUGGUGGAGCAGCGGCGGCGAGCUCGUCGGCUGUUGCCGAUGAAAGCCUUAGCAGCAGUGGCAUGCGGGUGGCGGACACGUUGCUCCGCCUUGCAUCGAUGGGGCUCUGCGUGGCGGCGCUUAUUGUGAUGCUCAAGAACUCCCAGACCGAUGACUACGGCUCUGUUGCUUACUCCGACCUUGGAGCUUUCAAGUUUUUGGUGCAUGUUAAUGGAAUAUGUGCUGGGUACUCGUUUCUGUCGGCGGUGGUGGCGGCCAUGUCUCGACCUUCAACCAUGUCUAAAGCUUGGACUCUGUUCUUCCUGGAUCAGCUGCUGACCUACAUAACCCUGGCGGCGGGGACGGUGUCGACGGAGGUGCUGUACUUAGCCUACAAUGGGGACACUGAAAUAACAUGGAGUGCAGCCUGUGGGUCGUUUGGCAAGUUCUGCAGCAAAGCCACGGCCUCGGUGGUGAUCACCUUCGUUGUGGUUGCUUUCUAUGCUUUCAUUUCCAUUCUAUCUUCUUACAAGCUCUUCGGUAGAUACAGUGCUCCCAUGCCGGAUCCCUCCAAGCAACUUGAGGUCUCUGCCUUCUCUGGGCGAUGCUGAAUUGUUUUCAUACACUCAUUGGUUUUAAUGAAUCAUUUGUGAAGAGCGUGUCAUGAACGAUUGUAUAAACUGUUUGGGCAAAAGCAAAACUUUUAUGGUUGUGUACUCAAAUUUAAUAAUUAUAAACCCUUUGAUUUCGAACUUUUA